AUGGUCAGGAAACCGAUUUGUAUGGAUGUUAUAAUAACAGAAGAAGUUGAGUUGCUUAAGAAGUCGGAUGAGUCUUAUGAGAAGGAACUUCGCAUAGUUUUAUUGGGGAAAAGAGGAAGUGGAAAAAGUGCAACAGGCAAUACUAUCCUUGGAAAAAGAAUGUUUGUAGAAUCAUCUUCUGCAAAGUCAGUCACCAAGGAAUGUCAAAGAGAACACAUUUCAAGAUUUGGAAAGGAUAUUCAAGUUAUCGAUACUCCCGGAUUGUUUGAUACAGAUAUCCCUAAUUCCUUUGUGCAUAUAGAAAUAUCAAAAUGCAUAGCUAUUAGUGCACCAGGUCCACACGCAUUUAUUUUAGUUCUCGGGCUUACCAGAUUCACCCAGGAGGAUUACGACGCUGUACGUCAGUUUAUCGAUCGUUUUGGAAAAGAUAUUUAUAAUUAUUUUAUAAUACUCUUUACAGGAAAAGAUUACUUAGAUUAUGAGAAAAAAACGCUAGAUAUUCAUUUACAUACCCUACCAGACAACUUAACAAAAAUUAUAGAAAGAUGUGGCAACCGCUGCAUAUGCUUCAACAAUAGGUCAAACGAAGCUGAAAAAGAAAAACAAGUGAAAGAUCUCUUGAAAAUGAUUGAAGAAAACUCCAACAGAAAUGGAAAGAAGUAUUACACUGAUGAAAUGUAUGCUGAAGCUUCAAGAAUUAUGAAACAAAGAGAAUAUGAAAUUAGAAAGGAAAUGGAAAGAAAAAGAGAGGAAGCAAUCAAUGCAAAAAGAUCAGAACUAGAGGAACACUUUAAAAAAAGAAUACGUAUAUGCGCCAUUGUCAGUGAAAAAGAUACAAGGGACAUUCGUUUAAAUGAACUAAGAACGUAUCUUGUUAAACAGAAAUAUCCAGUUCAGCUUAUGAAUGAUGGAAUACUUAAAGCCAAGGAACAUGAAAGAUCGGAAUUACUUUUAGCCAAAGGACGUGAAGUUAGCGAGAAUAUUAUUCCCUUUGUGCACACGCAUAAUCCCUGGAACCAGAACAUCAACCCCAUUGUUCACCAACUGAACACAAUUCUCAGAUAG
Messenger RNA from Saccostrea cuccullata (small rock oyster), 1065 nucleotides. Its product is annotated as GTPase IMAP family member 7-like. The transcript has 3 exons. The coding region runs from base 1 to 1065 and encodes 354 amino acids. Lineage: Eukaryota; Metazoa; Mollusca; Bivalvia; Ostreida; Ostreidae. Gene Ontology annotation, molecular function: GTP binding. The record is from RefSeq and is a predicted model, not a curated record.